AUGCAGUACGUCCGCAGCCUGAGCGGCCCCGUCUCCAAGACAUGGAACUCGAUCAAUCCUGCAACACUCAGUGGUGCCAUUGAUGUGAUUGUCAUUGAACACGAAGACGGCAGCCUGGCUUGCUCGCCGUUCCACGUUCGCUUCGGGAAAUUUUCCCUGCUGCGCCCUUCAGAAAAGAAGGUCGAGUUUCGCGUCAAUGGGAUCAAACAGGAUUUUUCUAUGAAGCUAGGCGACGGGGGAGAGGCAUUUUUUGUCUUCGAAACAACAGAGGAUGUGCCUGCUGCUCUCCAAACGUCGCCUUUGGUCUCCCCGGCAAGCAGCCCAGCGUCGACUUCGGUCGCCGAACUGCCCUCGCUACAGGAGCCGCCUGAUUUGGAUCUGGACAACAUCGGUAGCUUAAAGGGUGACACAAAAGAUCUGGAAGGGGUUUCGAUAUCCCGUGAAAAUCGUUCCCUGUCUCAAGACCUUGGCACAAUAACACCACUAUCGCAGUCACCAAAUGAUUCUUCCAUACACCGGAUGGGCCUGGAUGUAUAUGAUGAGAACAAUUCACCCGUGAAAUUAGACCGUUCAAUUUCAGAUGGCAUUCUUCAAGCCGGCUCAACAUUGGGCAGCGAGCCCUCCAGCCUCGAAAACUCCCCUCGAGGUGCCGACCUGCUCCAUGCUCGCCGGGACCGACGAUCGAUCAGCCCUCCUCCCAUAUCCCCAAGCGAGGCGAUUUCACGUGCGAUCGCACUAUCGAAGAAACUUUCCGGGUCAAACAUUCCUUCCCAGGUUACCGACACCGGGGAUCUCAUGCUUGACAUGACUGGAUAUAAAAGUAGCGAGGAAGACGCUCUCCGGGCAGAAGUUGUUGCACGCAAGAUUCUUUCCGAGGAACUCGAAGGAAACUACGAUAUUGGGGCAUUGAUCGGUGCUGACGACCAUGGCAAUUUGUGGAUAUAUAGCAGCGAAGAGGCCAAGCUGUCCGCCAACCGUCAGGCAACUUUGAAUACAAUGAAGCCUCAUCGGCCCUCCUUCAGCGAGGAUGCAGUCUCAGAUCCCGGUUAUCAUAGUGAUGGCGAUCAAGCGACCCUAGGAUCCCCAAUUCAAACCCGCCAUCAUCGUGCCCAAUCCGAUGUACAACCCGGAUUUCCUACUCCUCCUCAAACGCCACCACAGGAUGCAGCUGUCAGCGACUCCAACCGCAACUUUGCCAAAACCUUGCGAUUGACCAGUGAUCAGCUCAAGACACUCGACCUCAAGUCUGGAGCUAACAAUGUGUCAUUCACAGUGAAUAAGGCAACAUGCCCUGCUACCAUGUAUCUUUGGAGCUACAAGACACCUAUUGUCAUUUCGGAUAUCGAUGGAACCAUCACAAAAUCUGAUGUUUUGGGUCAUGUCUUGAAUAUGAUUGGGCGCGACUGGACCCAUCAAGGCGUCGCCAAAUUGUUUACGGAUAUUGUCAGCAAUGGAUACAAUAUCAUGUAUCUCACUAGUCGCUCAACCGGCCAAGCUGACCUCACCCGAACCUAUUUAAAUGGGGUCUUGCAAGAUGGGUAUAGAUUGCCCAAAGGCCCAGUUAUUAUGAGUCCAGACCGCACUAUAGCUGCGUUGCGGCGGGAGAUUUAUUUACGAAAGCCGGAAGUAUUCAAAAUGGCUUGCUUGCGGGAUAUCCUAAACCUUUUCCCUCCCCAAGAUAAUCCAUUCUAUGCUGGAUUCGGCAAUCGAUUGACGGAUGCGCUUAGCUAUCGCUCUGUCAACAUUCCAUCAUCACGUAUAUUCACCAUCAACUCCAAUGCCGAAGUAUCUUUGGACUUGCUGAGCCUGAACAAGUACAAAAGCAGUUAUGUCACUAUGAGAGAAUUGGUUGAUCACUUCUUCCCUCCUAUCAGUCUUCUGGUCCAGGGCGGAGGCGAGGAAUUCACUGACUUCACAUACUGGCGCGACCAAGCCAACCUAGAAGACUUUUCAGUCACCGACAGCGAAGUAGAAAACGAAGACGAAAUCGUGGAAGACCUGGAAAGCGAGCAGGUUUAUAGCGACGAAGGUAGCGAUGUUGACGAUGAUGAACAAGCCGAGGAAAUGGCCGACAGUUAUAUCUCGCGCGACUCCUUUGAAAACCCUGACCUGGCCGACUCGGUUGAAUCGGUUGCCGAAAGGCCUUUUUCCGACGAGGAGCUGUCCGAGGAUGAGGACGAGGACCUACCUGACAUUGGUGGAGUCUCGUUGCGCGAGGAGAAAGCCACACUUUGA
Messenger RNA from Talaromyces proteolyticus, 2235 nucleotides. RefSeq names its product putative lipin Smp2. The record is from RefSeq and is a predicted model, not a curated record. Gene Ontology annotation, molecular function: phosphatidate phosphatase activity. Gene Ontology annotation, cellular component: nucleus. Lineage: Eukaryota; Fungi; Ascomycota; Eurotiomycetes; Eurotiales; Trichocomaceae. The transcript has 4 exons. The coding region runs from base 1 to 2235 and encodes 744 amino acids. Gene Ontology annotation, biological process: fatty acid catabolic process; triglyceride biosynthetic process.